Molecule: messenger RNA, 4014 nt
Organism: Solea solea (common sole)
Lineage: Eukaryota; Metazoa; Chordata; Actinopteri; Pleuronectiformes; Soleidae
Gene: tmem183a
Product: transmembrane protein 183A
Exons: 8
Coding region: 146-1225 (359 amino acids)
Biological process (GO): regulation of protein stability
Cellular component (GO): SCF ubiquitin ligase complex
Molecular function (GO): protein binding
Source: RefSeq, a predicted model, not a curated record
UCACGUCAUUCCAUGAUGGCUGAAGAUCCCGGCGGAACAUUUUUCUAUUUCUCUCUCAUUUUUCUUUCUUUCUCUCUACCUCAGUUCGCCAUAGAGACAUGGCAGGACUCACAGCCCUAAGCGUUCGCAGAUCACUGGUGUCGACAUGCCCAAGAAAGGGAACCGAAAACGGCUGAAGUUUAAGGCUGGGGACGUUUGUUCGGAAUCAGUGACUGUUGCUGAUUAUGCCGAUGCCGACCCAGCCAUUGUGAAGUCAGGGAGGGUGAAAAAGGCUGUCGCGAAUGCAGUUGUCAAAGAAGUGAAAUUACUCUGUGGUCUGGAAGCAUCCCAAGGCGUUGUAGAGGAAGUCCUCUCCUCUGUAGUGAGUGUCGAAACAGAAGCUUUGGACAGCAGUGAUGACCUGGACCCUGAAGAAGAUGGGGAAAAUGAAAAUAAAGUGGCUCACAAGAAGAAAAACAAAAGAAGAAAGGAGAGCAGUGAUGGUGAGGAGUAUCCAGUAGAUAUUUGGUUAGUGCUCUCCUCCUAUAUUCGGCCAGAGGACGUGUGCAGGUUUGCAUUAAUCUGCAGAAAUGCCUGGACAGUCACUUGCACUGCAGCGUUUUGGACCAGGCUUUAUAGAAGACACUAUAGUAUUGAUGUGGAUCUGCCGUUUCGUAUCCAGCCAGACUCCGUUCACAUGAUGCACUGCCUACGGGCACGUGUCAUUCGCUCCCUUUUCCAUUUGUAUGAACCGUUCAGCUUGCGUGUCUCCAAAAUCCCCGCUCUGCCAGAAUCGACACCCACAACCGUGCUCAACUCUAAGUGUUUACUCUUCUGGGUCCAAAGGCUGUCAGGGGCUCGUUCAGAGGCAUUAUGGGAGUUCAACUUCAAGUUUAUGAAGCAGCAGAGCCACAGUAAAAAUGGCUGUGUGCAGUCGUUGUGCUCGCCCAGACAAUACAAAGAUGUCCACACAAACCCGGACUCUGACUGCUAUGUGCUCCAAGUCACCACACUCAACUUCAUCUUCAUCCCCGUGGUCAUGGGCAUGACACUGACCCUGUUCACAAUCAACGUGAGCACAGACAUGCGGCACCAUCGCGUCCGCCUGCUCUUCCAGGAUUCUCCGCUCCAGCGGGGGAAGAAGAGGUGGGAUCAGGGCGGCACACAGGUGGUGUUGGAUCCCGUGCACAGUGUGAGGCUCAUGGACUGGUGGCAUCCACAGUACCCCAUUGUGUUUUCCAUGUAGACCUUUUCUCGGUCCCCGCUGCAGAAAACGUUCACUCCAAGGACUCCUGCUCUUAACGUCAUCCCUCUCAUCCCAACAAAGAAGAAGGCCAAUGGAAGAUUCUGCAAAACCUCUGAUGUUCAAUGACUGGGGUUGCAAAUUUCUGGGAAUUUUCAAAAUGGGAAACUUUCCAUAAUGGAAAUUUAUGGGAAUAAACUAGAAAUUGUCUAAAGUGAAGUUUGGGAACUUAAAUAUACUUGGUAAAUAAUAUAUUGUAGCAUAAACUUGGCUAAAAUAGUCAAAGUGGAUGCAAAAACAUUUGAAUGUCAAUGUUGUUCCUCAAACCCCUACAUGCACUGUUUACAUUUGUAUAUGACACAAUUUCUUUAAAUUCCCCAAAUUUCCAGGUAAUUUUCAUUAUUUCCGUUGGAAAGUUUCCAAUCUGGGAACAUUUCCAAAAUUCCUGAACUGGAGUUCCCAUGAAAAGUCUCUGGAAAUUUACUUUGCAACCCUAUCAAUGAUUGAAGCCUGUAGUUCACACUACAUCAUUUUCAUCUUGAUAAUCUGGUUUUAUGGCGCUUUUCCAUUAUACAGUUCUAACAAAACUCGGCUCUACUCGGUUUGCUAUCAGGCCACAUAUGCCAUCACCUCAUAGUACCACCUCAAUGUGGUACCUGGUACUUUUUUUAAAACCUGCUCUGGCGAGGUUCCAAGCAAGCUGUGCCGAUACUAUGCGUGAGGUCGUCAGAAUGCCGGCCAUGGAUUGGUCAGAAUGCUGUCACAGGAAGAGGCAUGAGCACGAUGUCCGACACAGGAAUCAAGCUGAACUGUAGAUCAAUUAAAACGACUUAAAAAUCCUCGAAGCGUGUUAAUCUACAACAUUUAGCAAAAGAAAUAUAUCAAUGUUAAUUUAUUUAUUUAGCGACCGCACUACCGAAAGCCGGCGAUCGCAAGCAGUGAGCCCUGCCGCGGUAUUCACUAACUGGUCGUGCAGAAAGUACUGAACAAAUCUUUUUAAUUUACUGAUUCAUAAAAUAACUGCUGUACUAGUCACUAGAUGUUCUGUGUCAAAGCAGUUAAAUGCAGCUGUGCAGUGAUGACUCCGCCCACGUUAAGGAGGUACUGUAUUGUAAUGGAAAACCAACCAAACUGUAGAGUCGAGCCGAGGCGAUACUAUGUAGUGGAAAUGCGCCAGAAGAUAAGCGAGCGCUGUUUUAGUGGCAGCAUUUAAAACUACGCAAAAUUAGCUCUGUUUUUACUUAUCAUCCCCCUGUGUCACUUGUCGCAUGAAUUUUUUGCAAUGACAUGGACAAGAUAUUGGUUUCAGCUCCUCUUGGUGAAAUAAUUGUUGAGUGUGUAAACCCCCCUCCCCCACAGUCACAAGUCACAUGUAGUGUGAACUUACAGCAACUGCAAAGACUUGAUCACAAGACUGCAUGUCAUGAAGCGUGGGAUGCAUCGCAGUCCUGUGACUGAAAGCUGUGCAGUGUGAACCUGGCUUUUGGUUUAAAUCUCAUUACUUAUGUCCAACAUCUUGCACUCGCUGUGGUCCAUCUAUCCAUGGUCUACAGCCCCCCCCCUUCCCCUCUCCUCGCCAUGUGCAUUUGUUUUGUUUUGUUUCUCUGCUUCUUUUUUGCCGGCUCCUCCAACCUCUAACACUAUCACUGCCUUGAUCUUAUUAGCCUGGCUAGGAUUGGAGUGUGUGUAGGGCCGUAAAGCAGUGUGUGUGACUUUGCGAGACCUCCUGAUUCUGAGGACUCCGGGUCGGUAGCCCUGAUCUUGCUAGGCUGGUUUCUGCCAACAUGCGGGAAGGGGGAGUGGAGACAGCCCCCAAUCUCCCCGCUACAAGCCAUUUAUCACAGUAGCUUUAGUAAUCGCAAUAAACACACAUCAUGUUAACAUGCCAAUCUGAAACUCUGAUCCAUUACAGCCCAUUUGUCAUAUGAGCAGUCGAUCUGAUCGUGACUUCCUGGAUUUGUUUUCUGAUCCACAUUAAUGUGAUGCGUUUCCGUCUCGUUUCUGCUGUAGUUCCAUUCCAAAAAAAGAAUAAUGAACGGACACAAAAAUCAAAUGUGGUAGAGGAGGGAAAAUGAGAUGGAUAGCAGAUGAGGGGAUAAAUAGACACAGCGAGUGUUUGUUUACUAAGGAAGUGGAAGUGGAAGUCCAUUCCAACUGAACACUUGAAUCAUGUGUACACACACCACAAUCACAUCGUUUACUUUUGUGUACAUGUAAACGAUAGAAUUGUAAAUUCCAAUCUGAGCCAAUGAGCUUUUUUGGAAUUAAGAAAUUUUGCACACGUAAACGUAGCUAAUGACUACAAAGCUGUUCAAUUUGGGUUUAAAUUGCAUGACCAUUCACCGCCCUCAUCACCACAGUACCUGUCAUUCCUCUCUGGUCUGAAUACAAAUCUGCUAAUGUCCACACGGACACAUUGCCCUGACCUAAACCCAUAGCAGGGAGGUUUCAGCAUUUAGCAUCUACUGGUAGCAUUAAAGUUGUGGAGUCCACCAUUUUGUCAAGGCAGACAACAGACACGUGUCUGAGAGUUUUAAAAAUUGAUGAUCGACAGGGUGGAAUUAUUUCACUGCACCUAGAGGCUUGUUUUGUGUUCACUCAAACGUUGCUCUGAAAUAACUUGAGUUUUACAUUGACUUGAAAUGUGACAGUGUUGCACCAACAUCAUUUUAUUUCUCUUUUUAAAUAUGUACCUUUCUUGAGUGCUCUGGUCUUAUCAUGUGAGACAUCAUCCUCUGAUAAACAUAGUUACUGCACCGAUGCAGAAAAUAAAACUGCCCAUGUUAAAUGCC